Molecule: messenger RNA, 3092 nt
Organism: Sarcophilus harrisii (Tasmanian devil)
Lineage: Eukaryota; Metazoa; Chordata; Mammalia; Dasyuromorphia; Dasyuridae
Gene: IGF2BP3
Product: insulin like growth factor 2 mRNA binding protein 3
Exons: 18
Coding region: 402-2417 (671 amino acids)
Biological process (GO): nervous system development; regulation of gene expression
Cellular component (GO): cytoplasm; cytosol; nucleus
Molecular function (GO): mRNA 3'-UTR binding
Source: RefSeq, a predicted model, not a curated record
CUCCUCCUAUUUCUUGCCGACCCCGCCAUCCUCCCAUCACAAAGCUGGUCCGCUUUGCUCUCGCACGUCAGCAGAGUGAGAAGUCCUUACUCUGGCCUUAGGGUUCCAGCGAAGCUAUCUUUUCAUCCCUGCCAGGGAACGAGAGAAGCCCGCUGACCCCCGGCUAGCCUUGCCCCUCUCCCUCCUUAGUGUUUCGUUGUUUGCUUUUGGUUAUUCUCCUUAUUAUUAUUAUUAUUAUUUUUAAGCAUCAGGCUUGUGGCGUAGCUUAGGUGUCAGGAGCUUUUAGAGCAGCAGACAGGAGCAAGGACAGACAACCGCUCCAUCCGCUCGUUGCUGUACCUUGCUUUUAAAUUCGAUUUUACUUUUUUAAAAAAAAUUCAUUUCUCUUAAUUAAAAAAAAAAUGAACAAGCUGUACAUCGGCAACCUGAGCGACAGCGUGAGCCCGGUCGAUCUGGAAAGUAUCUUUAACGACUCUAAGAUCCCUUACACCGGCUCUUUCCUGGUGAAAGCGGGCUACGCGUUCGUGGACUGUCCCGACGAAAACUGGGCGAUGAAGGCCAUCGAAACCCUAUCAGGUAAAGUGGAGGUGCACGGAAAACUCAUCGAGGUGGAGCACUCGGUCCCGAAGAGGCAGAGGAGCCGUAAGAUCCAGAUCCGUAACAUCCCGCCUCAUCUUCAGUGGGAGCUGACGGUUGAUUUGUACUGUGGGCCCUUGUCCCUUGGUACACAAGUGGUCUUCAUUCCUUGCUGGAAGGUGCUGGACAGUGUUUUGGCUCAGUAUGGGUCAGUGGAGAAUUGUGAGCAAGUAAACACUGAUACUGAGACUGCUGUGGUCAAUGUUACCUACAGCUGCAAGGAGCAGGCCAGACUUGCGAUCGAGAAGCUGAACGGCUUUCAGCUGGAGGGGUACACCCUGAAAGUUGCCUACAUCCCGGAUGAGCUGGCCGACCUGCCCAUGCCGCACUCUCCAGUCAUGCCGACCCGCCGUGGUUACGGUCACAGGGGACCCCAGAGGCAGGGGUCCCCCGGAGGGGCCGCGGGGCAGAACCACCAGAACGACAUUCCUCUCCGCAUGCUGGUCCCCACUCAGUUCGUUGGAGCCAUCAUUGGGAAGGAAGGCGCCACCAUUCGCAACAUCACCAAGCAGACCCAGUCUAAAAUUGAUAUCCACCGCAAGGAAAAUGCAGGCGCCUCUGAGAAGCCGAUUACUAUCCACGCCUCUCCUGAAGGCUGCUCCACUGCUUGCAAGAUUAUCAUGGAGAUCAUGCAGAAGGAAGCCCAGGAUACCAAAUUGCACCUCCAUGGUAUUUCAUCCCGGACCGCGCUUAGUGCAAUGCCUCGUACAUACACCGACGAAAUUCCCUUGAAGAUUCUGGCUCAUAACAACUUUGUUGGCCGCCUGAUUGGGAAGGAAGGAAGGAACCUGAAGAAAAUCGAGCAGGACACUGACACUAAGAUCACCAUCUCACCUUGUUGGUUAAGACUGCAGGAGUUGACUCUGUACAACCCAGAGCGUACCAUCACUGUCAAAGGUAGCAUUGAGACUUGUGGCAAGGCUGAGGAGGAGAUCAUGAAGAAAAUAAGGGAGUCUUAUGAGAGUGAUCUCAGUGCUAUGAAUGUGAGUUCUGAAAUACUGGAGCUUCAAGCCCACUUACUUCCUGGAUUAAAUCUGAAUGCCCUGGGUCUGUUCCCAGCCUCUACUUCUGGGAUACCCUCACCCUCCACUUUGGGGGUUCCUUCGGCUGCAGCCGCUACUAACUACCUGCCAUAUGGGCAACAGGCUGAAACUGAGACCGUUCACCUGUUCAUCCCAGCCAUGGCUGUGGGAGCCAUCAUUGGCAAGAUGGGCCAGCAUAUCAAGCAGCUCUCUCGUUUUGCAGGAGCUUCUAUCAAGAUUGCUCCUCCUGAGACACCAGAUGCCAAGGAGAGGAUGGUGAUCAUCACUGGACCCCCUGAAGCCCAGUUUAAGGCUCAAGGAAGGAUCUACGGAAAGCUCAAGGAGGAAAACUUCUUUGGUCCCAAGGAAGAGGUGAAGCUGGAGGCCCACAUUAAGGUGCCCUCCUACGCUGCGGGGAGAGUCAUUGGCAAAGGAGGAAAAACGGUGAACGAGCUGCAGAAUCUGACCAGUGCUGAGGUGGUUGUUCCCCGUGAUCAGAUCCCCGAUGAGAAUGAUGAAGUGAUUGUGAAGAUAACUGGUCACUUCUAUGCGUGCCAGCUCGCCCAGCGAAAAAUCCAAGAGAUUCUGGCACAGGUUAAGAGGCAGCAGCAAAUGCAGCAGCAGAAGAAUGCCAAUGCUGCCGCCGCAGCCGCUGCUGCGGCUGCUGCUGCUUCGGCCGCCGCCGCGACUGGUGGUGGUGGCGGUGCCUCCGCCACCGUCCCUGGGCCAAGCGGCCAACCUCAGUCCAGGCGCAAGUAGAGAGGUUAAGGAAACGGCCCAUCUCAACAAAAGAUGCCAAACCAAAGACGAGACUAAAUAUAAUAGAUGGGUGAGGAAACACCUAUCCCUAAAUCACAAUUAGAAGUCCCACCUACCAAAAGCUUAUUUGAAGACCAGGCAAAAUUUGAAUUCGUGUUUUAAAAAAUUUCUAUGUAAUGUCCUCUCAAGUUUCCGGAACCUGGCUUUUAAAGAACCAACAAGAAGAAGAACAACGACAUCUACAAGAACAAGAAAAUUAAGAGUCAUUUCCCUUGUGUUAUAUUCUUGAAUUUGUGUAAAGUGACUUGAUGUUUAUUGUCCUUGAUAUUCUCCUACCAUUUUAGCAGUUGGUUAUAUUAAGCUUUGUGUUCUCACCUUACCAACUUUAAACAGAGAGAAAGAAAGGCAUUGCUCCUUAUCCAUUGCUCAUGAAAAUAAGCCGGUGGUAUUAUUGGUGGACUAGAAUUAUAUCCAGUAAAUUGUCAACAAGUAUAAUUAAACAUUAGAUGUAUGUACCCCAAGCCAGUGGCAUUUUUUAAAAAAUUUGGUUGCAUUUUUACUAAGGGAAAUGUUGAGUGUGUUGGCCAGGGCCUGGAAAGAAGAAUAUGCAUUUUACAAAACUACCUCAGGCGUAGAGAGCACUUAAAAAAAAAACAAAAAACUAAAAAAAAAAAA